AUGGCCUCUCUGAAAGCCCCAAAGUCCGCAGGCCGCACCAGUCGCUCCCGCUCUCCCUCCCCCCCUCCCAGCUCCAGACCCGACAUGGCGCCGCUUACGAUCCGCAACGUCACGGCCAAUGUGCUCGAGCUCGUGCUCACCGAGCGCUUCGAGCGGGCCCCCGCGCAUGGCGGCGGCUUCUCCCGCAUCACCGCGCUCUUCACCACCAGCCCCGCCACGUCGCCGGCCCUGUUCGCGCCCGGCGACGGCCAGGAGCCAAGCGAGCGCGUCGAGGUCGCAGGCGCCGCCGUGGGCGCCUUCGAGACGCUGGUCACGGAGAUCCGGGCCCCGGAGCCCGGCAGGUCGGUCCUGCGCCUGACCUUCCGUGCCGCGGGUGCGGGUGCGGGUGCGGCGCAUAGAUAUGUCGUGGAUUGCCCCAGCCCCGGGCCCCGGACCGUGGUGAUGACCAGGGUGGGGGACGGCGACGAUGUGACGACGCCGCCGCUGGAGCUGACGGCGGUGUACACGGCGGCGGCGCACCACCUGUCGGUGCUCAGCUCGGCCAGCCUGUCGCGGUGGAUGCGGGAGCUCGGCGACGGGUGGCCGCUGUCGGCGCUGUCCAUCCCGGGGACGCACAACAGCCCGACGUGCCACGUGGCGCUGCCGUCGGUGCGGUGCCAGGCGGUGGGCGUGCGUGAGCAGCUCGACAACGGGGUGCGCUUCCUCGACCUGCGCGUGUCGGCGUCGCGGGGCGACGGCAACGACGCCCUCGCCCUCGUGCACAGCGUGUUCCCCGUCUCGCUCGGCGGCAACAGGUAUCUCGCCGGCCUCCUGGAUGAGCUCUACGCCUUCCUGGACGACAACCCCUCCGAGGCCCUCAUCAUCAGCCUCAAGAGGGAGGGCACCGGCCGCGGCACCGACCAGCACCUGUCGCAGCACCUGUUCCGGCGGUACUGCGCCGACGCCGCCGCCCGGCGGUGGUUCACCGAGCCGCGCAUCCCCACCCUGGGCGAGGCGAGGGGCAAGAUCGUCCUGGUGAGGCGCUUCAACAACGACCCCGCCCUGCAGGCCCAACACGACGGCCGCGGCUGGGGCAUCGAUGCCUCGGCGUGGCCCGACAACUGCGCCGACGGCACCGUCGCCAGCGGGCUCGUCCGCGUGCAGGACUUCUACGAGGUCGGCAAGAGUGCCGCCAUCGACAAGAAGGCCGAGCUGGCCCGGUCGCACCUCGAGAGGGCAGGCCAGCAGGUCUUUGCCGCUGCCGCCGCGCCCGGGGACGGCCCUCCGCCGCCGCCCCUCUUUGUCAACUUUCUCACCGCGAGCAACUUCUUCAACGCCAGCUGCUGGCCCGAGAAGAUUGCCGCCAGGGUGAACCCCUCCAUCAUCGAGUACCUGUGCGUGAGGCACGCCGAGCAGGGCAGAGGCCCCGCGCGGCUGGACGUUGGGCAUGGCGGCACAGGCAUCGUCGUCACGGACUGGGUUGGCCAGGGCGGGGAUUGGGACCUGAUAAGAUGCAUUGUCGCAUGGAACGCGAAACUACAGCUCCGCUAG
Molecule: messenger RNA, 1530 nt
Organism: Diaporthe batatas
Lineage: Eukaryota; Fungi; Ascomycota; Sordariomycetes; Diaporthales; Diaporthaceae
Exons: 1
Coding region: 1-1530 (509 amino acids)
Biological process (GO): lipid metabolic process
Molecular function (GO): phosphoric diester hydrolase activity
Source: RefSeq, a predicted model, not a curated record